Molecule: messenger RNA, 3212 nt
Organism: Oryzias melastigma (Indian medaka)
Lineage: Eukaryota; Metazoa; Chordata; Actinopteri; Beloniformes; Adrianichthyidae
Gene: gtf3c3
Product: general transcription factor IIIC, polypeptide 3
Exons: 19
Coding region: 136-2940 (934 amino acids)
Biological process (GO): transcription by RNA polymerase III
Cellular component (GO): transcription factor TFIIIC complex
Molecular function (GO): protein binding
Source: RefSeq, a predicted model, not a curated record
GUCUCACCUCCCUCUUCUCAUUGGCUGUCAGACAGAGGGAACCAAACAUGGCCACACGCUGGAAAACGAGCUCCUGAAGAAUCAAAACAACCGUAAACUUCCCGUUUUUCUGGUGUUUUUUCCCCGCAGGAGAAGAUGUCAGCUUUCAGCAGCGAGCUAAUCGAUUAUCUGGAAGGUCGAAUAACUUUUGAAGAGUUCGACAGAAGGAGAGACGAGAGGAAAGCUGAGGAAUCCGAACGAGCUGAAGAUGUUGAAGAAGACGUUCAGCCGUGUUCGUCUGCGCAGACGCUGGUGAAGCCCGAGGACGAGGUCAGCCCUGGAGUCCAGCAGGCGUUCGCUUCCAUCCUGGGAGACUCUGUGGAGCCGCCGUCAUCGGAGGAAGAAGAAGAGGACACCUUGAGCUACGUGGAUGAUGAAGAUGACAAGGAUUUUGUAGUAGAAGAGAAAAGCAGUGAGGCAAAGAGCAGGAAGGCGAGAAAGAAGCGUGGGCGAGGGAAAGAACGAGCAAGGCGGAGACAAAAACCAGACAAGGAGGAGGAGGAGCAGGAGGAGGAAGAGGAGGACGUGACGGUCGGAGAUGUUUUUGCUCUGGAGAUGGAGUUGAAUCGGGAAAGCAAGAAGCACAUCAGGGGGCGUCGUCACGGCAGCAAGCUUCCUACGGCUUUGCGGGGUCUCAUGGGAGAAGCCAACAUCCGCUACGCGCGAGGAGAGAAAGACACCGCCGUCCUGAUGUGCAUGGAAAUCAUCCGACAGGCUCCUCUGGCCUACGAGCCGUUUUCCACGCUGGCCAUGAUCUACGAAGACGAGGGAAACGGCGACAAAGCUCUGCAGUUCUCUCUGAUCGCCGCUCACCUGAACCCGUCCGACUGCGAGGAGUGGAUCCGGUUGGCCGAAAUCUCUCUGGAACAGAACAACGUCCGCCAGGCCAUCCUCUGCUACAGCAAAGCCAUCAAGUACGACCCCACCAACGUGCGCUACCUGUGGGAGCGCUCCAGCCUCCACAUGCGCCUGGGAGAGCACAAACAGUGCAUGGACGGCUACCGGAAGAUCCUGUUGCUGCUUCCUCUGGAGGACGGGGAGCAGUUCAUGCAGCUGUCCAAGGACAUGGCCAGGAGUUACUAUGAAAGCAAUGACCUUCCUGCGGCCCUGGGCGUCAUCGAGGAGGCUCUGUCGCGACACCCCGGUCUGGUCGGGGACGACUUCGUCAACAUGGCGGCUGAGCUUUACAUCUCCAGCCGGAAGCACAGCAAAGCCUUGCAGGUUCUGGUCAAGUUUACUGACGUGGUUCUGGUGAGGGACAGCGCCACGUCUGAAGGACCGUCUCAGGGGGAGGAGGCCGGCGAGAAGAAGGUGACGAGCGAGGACGGAGCGGCGUUGAAUCCCGCUGAAGAAGAGACUGCUGGGAGUUACAGUGACAUCAAAGCCGUUCGGAUUGCAGACAGCGUCCCGGUGGACCUCCGAGCCAAGCUGCUGGUCUGCCUCAUCAACCUGCAAGUCUUCACCCCUCUGGAGCCGCUGGUGUCGGCGCUGAUGGAGCAGAGUCCGGAGGAGAUCGGCGACCUGUACCUGGACGUGGGGGAGGCGUACCUGGAGCAGGGUCGCUACGCGUCUGCGCAGCCGCUGCUGUCUGCCCUCAUCGUUUCUGAAAAAUACAACUUGGCUGUUGUCUGGCUGCGACAUGCAGAGUGCCUGAAGGCUCUGGGCAACAUGCAGGCGGCGGCGGACAGCUACAGCAAGGUGGUGGAGAUGGCGCCGCAGCACCUGGAGGCCCGGCUGUGCCUGGCGACGCUGCAGCAGCAGCUGGGUCACAUGGACGGCGCCCUGAAAGCCCUGGAGUCCAUGUACGACAGCGAGACGCUGGCACAGGACUCGAACGCGGCACAGAAGGAGUUGAAGCUUUUGCUGCAUCGCUCCACUCUCCUGAAGACCCAAGGACAGCUGCACGACUACCUGGAUGCCGUCAUCUCCAUGAUCUCCAUGCUGCUCAAGGUGGCCAUGCAGCGGGCGAAGGUGUGUGUGCGUGCGGCUCCUCUGGCGGGAGGGACUCACCUGAGGCUGCAGAAGGUGGAGGAGCUGCUGCCGGAGAUUUCUGACCACGAAACGGCGUAUUCCGACAACACCUGUAAAACCAGCGUGCUGUCCCGAGAGGACUGGUGGCAGCUGCUGGUGAGCUGCAUCCUCACCCUGUGCCAGCUGCAGCGCUGCGGCGAGGCCGAGCUCCUGGUGGAGUCGGCCAUGGAGUUCUACUCCUUCUACGACAACAAGCCCCGGCGGAGGGAGCUGGAGUUCUUCGGACUGUCGGCCACCGUCCUCAACCACGACCACAUCAAGGCCUACAACUACAUCAGGCUGAUGCUGAUCGAGAACGUGAACCUCCCUCAGCUGUGGAACCUCUUCAACCAGCUGAUAAUCACCUCGAAGCACCAGCGCCACCACCGCUUCUCCCUGCGCAUGCUGCUGAAGUAUCCCGACAAUCACGCCUUGUGCGUGCUGUGUGGACACAACGCCCUGGUGUCCGGCAGCUUCAAGCACGCUCUGGGUCAGUACGUGCAGGCCUUCCAGACCCACCCCGACAACCCGCUCUACAGCCUCUGCGUGGGGCUCACCUUCGUCCACAUGGCGACUCAGAAGUUCGUGGCCAAGCGCCACGCUCUGGUGCUGCAGGGCUUCUCCUUCCUGUGGCGCUACGUGGAGCUGCGAGGAGAGUGUCAGGAGAGCAUGUACAACCUGGGCCGCGCGCUGCACCAGAUGGGCCUCACGCACCUCGCCAUCCAUUAUUACCAGAAGGCUCUGGAGCUUCCUGCAACGAAACUCAGCGGCAUCGCAGACGAUCAGGUGGAUCUGCGGCGGGAAAUCGCCUUCAACCUGGCGCUCAUCUACCAGGCCAGCGGGAACAUGACCGUGGCUCGCCGCCUCAUCUACACGCACUGCAUUGUGUAGAUGAGGCGGCGGUAAACGCCGCAGCUCCUCAAGUGUCUACAAAUCUGGACUUUAUUUUUUUACUGAAGUUAAAUUAUUGCAGACUGCUUUAGUCCAUCUAAACAUGUUGAUUUUGUCGGGUUAAGUAUUACACACCUGUUGGACGGGACUCCAGGUGGACAUUUGUACGUAGAACCAGCUGCUUUUAUGUCUUGUUCUGGUUUAUUUUGGUAGUUGAGGUUCACUUUAUGCCAACUAGAUAUACAUUUGAAUAAACCCAUUUUGCAUUUAAA